Castor canadensis (American beaver) is the source of this 2371-nucleotide messenger RNA. NCBI's taxonomy places the organism in Eukaryota, Metazoa, Chordata, Mammalia, Rodentia, Castoridae. The record is from RefSeq and is a predicted model, not a curated record.
GGUGACUGUCGUUCCUAUAGUUAUGUAUGUGGAAUCUCCAGUAAAGAUGAGCCUGACUGGGAAUCUCUUAUUUUCCUCGCUAGGCUUAUUCCUCGGAUGUGUCAUAACAUUAACAGAGUUGUCUAUAUCUUUGGUCCACCAGUUAAGGAACCUCCCACAGAUGUUACACCCACCUUCUUGACAACAGGGGUGCUUAGUACUUUACGUCAAGCUGAUUUUGAGGCCCAUAACAUUCUCAGGGAGUCUGGGUAUGCUGGGAAAAUCAGCCAGAUGCCAGUGAUUUUGACACCAUUACAUUUUGAUCGGGAUCCACUUCAGAAGCAACCUUCAUGCCAGAGAUCUGUGGUUAUCCGAACCUUUAUUACUAGUGACUUCAUGACUGGUAUACCUGCAACACCUGGCAACGAGAUCCCUGUAGAGGUGGUGUUAAAGAUGGUCACAGAGAUUAAGAAGAUUCCUGGCAUUUCUCGAAUUAUGUAUGACUUAACAUCAAAGCCCCCAGGAACCACUGAGUGGGAGUAAUAAACUUCUUGUUCUAUUAAAGUACUGUGUGCAGUUUAAAUUCAUUAGAAAUUGCUCUCAUUAUUGACAUACAGUGCUAUGAAAAAGUUACUGGAACUGCUACAUCACAUCUGAGUUCAACAGCAAAAAUCUACAGCUUAAGCGCUAAGUUGGGAAUAACUAAAAGGGACUGAAGAGUUUUUACGGGUAAAUAAUCAAAGCACUAUUGCCUACAUCAGACAGAUUGAUAACUGCUUUUGCCUUUGCUUCACUUGUUCUUAUGUGUAAACCCAUUGUUACUACUUAUGUCUCUAUGAAGAUGUGUGACAGUGGUUGACUUUGGGAAUAGUAAUGGACUUCUGUCUCUUUGCCAGUUUCUAAAAGCCAUUAAUACACCUAUUGUCAGUGUGAUUUACUAUGUAUACUUUUUGGAGAAUCCAUGUUUUCCUACAGAUAAUGUUAUUUCUAAAGGGUGAGUAGGAUAGUGGGGCUAUAAAAUAAUAAAGUACCUUAAGAUGAAAAAGCACCAGGAAUUUAUUAUGGAAAUACUUUAGUGUUUGUAAUAUAGCAGCCAUGACAAAAAGAAACUGAAUAGUCUUACAAUGUUUUUAAACCAUGUACUACAACAGAUGCCAUGUUACUGUUGCCUUGUUAAUUAGUGAGGAACUUUAUUCUCCCAGUUUGUAUUACUAGCCUUGCAUAGAAAGUUUCUGUUGUUUCUGAGGAAGAGGUUGUCUCAGUAAUGUGUAGUUUAGUGCGGAUAGAGUUUAAGGAGAGAUUUAGGGGGUCAGGAGUAGCUGUGAGGUCACAGAAACCAUGAUGCAUGCCUGCAACUUACAAAUGGGAGAAGAAAAGUUGCUUGUAUUACUUAGUAAAGAGUUAUAAAAUGACCUCUUUGAUUUAACCUUUAGACAGAUUUAUUAUUCACUGCUCAGAAGUCUGUAAUGAGUCUUGAUCCAUGCAAAGUGUUUGCCAAACUUUCUAAUCUUUUCUACUUGCUCUAAGAGGAUUCAAGAACCGAUGCAGGACUUGUUGCCAUUGCCAACAGUUUCUAACACAUCCUUUAUAAUAUUCACAUAAACACGAUAAAAUAAACAGUAGUAGACUUAAAUUCUGCAGAUUAUUACCAUGUUUUUCUCAUACAGUUUUACCUCAGUUUGCUGUCUCUUAACCUAGUUUCGAACAUCUUCUCUAUUAAUCAGGUUAAAUCUUGUUUGGGAUUCCUUGUUAGAUAACGAACUAGAGGAUGCGUUAUAGAAGUCAUCUUUUCAUUCUGGCUGGUCCAGAAGACAACCAGAAACUGCUGCUGGACCAUGAAGGGAAGAUCUCUUGUCUGUUGUAACAGACAUCCAUAUCUAAGACAAGGAGAAUUUGACUUCUUCAAAUUAUGAUACUCAUAAUAACUCUUUGGAAAGAGAAUGUGAUAGUGAUAUGGUCUUAAUGGAUUUAAGGAGAUUUAUAGUUGUGUAAUUUUAGAACUAGAAUAGACAACUUAAAAAAUGCUUGCCAACAUGCGUCAAUAUACACUUAACGUUUAUGUGAAAAAAAUUUCUAGCAAAAGUGUCUAUGGUUUUGUAUUCAAGCAAACACUAAGGAUUAGGAAAUAUACGUAGUACAAAUGCUUUUUCCCAAAAGUUUGUUCUGUGAACACUGCUUCAAUGAGAUGACCUGUGUAAAAAUGGCAGGCGAUUAUAUAAGUUGAAAGUGCUGCUCACAGGUCUUUGUGAAUAUGCUAUGCAUUAUAUGUAAAGUUCUGAGAAAUUUUAAAGUUAAAUAACAGUUGUUAAAGUUUGCUUAACUUAGUGUUUUCCUAAUUUUCCAUUAAACACCUUUUUAUAUAAUCCUUAAUACUAGAAAAAUGAUUUGUUCA